AUGAAGGAAAAUAAUAAAAAAAAUGACGAGAUUGACAACUCUCUUUUUACUGUUUCUCGUUAUAUUCCCGAUGGGGAAUUUAAUCAAGGUGAUUUUACAAAAGUGGUAGAAAAAAAAAAAAAAAAAAAAAAGGAAAAGAAAGAAAAAAAUGAUAAUGAAGAAAAUGCUAAUAAAAUUACUGAAAACGAUUCUACAAAUAUAAACAAUUUAGAUAUAAUUGAUGAACAAGCAUGGUUUAGCAAUUUAAUACAAAAGACGGAUCAACAAGAUCAUAGUGAAAAUACAUAUGACUCAGAAGAUGAUGAAAAUAUUAUUAUAAAUUCCGAUAAUAUUUUUAAAAAUAUAUAUCCUUUUUUUAAAACAGAGGAAGACCCUAAUUAUUUGACUGAGAAAAAAGAGUUGACGAAAUUCGUAAGGCAAAACCGGCCAAAGUGA
Plasmodium vinckei vinckei is the source of this 435-nucleotide messenger RNA. Its product is annotated as conserved Plasmodium protein, unknown function. The transcript has a single exon. NCBI's taxonomy places the organism in Eukaryota, Apicomplexa, Aconoidasida, Haemosporida, Plasmodiidae. The record is from RefSeq and is a predicted model, not a curated record. Bases 1 to 435 code for a protein of 144 amino acids.